AUAAAGCUUCACGUUCAUGUAGUCGGCCGCUAGUUGGCUAACGAGUCACCGACCGACCGACCGACGGACGGACGGACGGACGGGGAGAGAGAAGCGGAACAGGAGCUUUUGUCGGCCGGGUUACUUCACCUGGCACACGGAUAAUAAUUAUAACAACAAUAAUAAUAAUAUAUAGUGACGUGUUUUGUUUUAUUAUAAUCAUCAUCGUCGCGGGACCGGCGUCGCGUUCUGUGGCUCGCAGCGCCCCGCUAGCUUUGUCACGGCGACUCACGCGCAUACGUAGUUGUAGCUCGCCGCGCUAGCCAGCUAGCUCCGCUCAGGCUAACUCGAGAAGAAAGGCCGUCGAGUUGACCCCGCGUCCGGCGGCGAAGAAUCUUCUGGCACAUCAUCGAGGUUGUCUCCCUCCUCUCCCCCCCCCUCCUCCUGCCCGACACCAUCGCCAGCGUGUGUCGGAACCCGACGCCACCAGCCGCAGUGAGAAAGCAGGAACGCCGGGAGAAGGAUGGCUCUGAAACGGAUCCACAAGGAGCUGAAUGAUCUGGCUCGUGACCCCCCAGCACAGUGCUCAGCCGGCCCAGUGGGAGAUGACAUGUUUCACUGGCAGGCCACAAUCAUGGGACCUACUGAAAGUCCAUAUCAGGGUGGUGUUUUCUUCCUGACAAUUCAUUUUCCAACAGACUACCCCUUCAAACCCCCCAAGGUUGCAUUUACAACGAGAAUUUACCACCCAAAUAUUAACAGCAAUGGCAGUAUCUGUCUGGAUAUUCUCAGAUCACAGUGGUCUCCUGCACUUACUAUUUCUAAAGUUCUCCUCUCCAUUUGCUCACUCCUAUGUGACCCCAACCCCGACGACCCACUAGUGCCAGAGAUCGCACGAAUCUACAAAACAGAUAGUCAGAAGUACAAUAAACUAGCUCAGGAGUGGACGGCGAAGUAUGCCAUGCUUUAGGAUACACCAAAAUGGCGAAAGAAUGGACAAACAAAUACGCAAUGUGAUGGCAUCGCUGGGAAAGCUGGAGGAAAAUGUUGUCGCUGGUUCAAACUUAAAAUUCCAGGAUUCAGUUUUUCUUUUUUUCCACUUUUUUAUUUUCUUUUAUUUUUUUGUUAAUCAGAGCAUUUUACCCUCCGCUCCUUUUUUUUUUUUUCUUCUUCUUUCUUUCUCCCCCACCUGUGUGCUCAUAAGAAGAUAGUUUUCUCUCUAUAGGACACAUGCCAGUUUCUGUGAGGUUUCAAUUCCCAUUUUGUAUGGAGUUUUAAAAAAGAAUAAAUAAAAGAAUAAAUAAAUCAAUCACCAUGGUUCUUGAACACUCAGCUUGAGCAUGCACCAGUAAGAAUUUUAUCAACCCCAGAAUUGGUGAUGGUAAGUCAUUUUUACACUCUGCACACACUUAGUAGAAUCUGAUGCAACUGGUCUCCUGAUGAUGCAGAGCAGUGUAUCGGCCCCACGACCUGUUGGGGUCGAUAUAUACUUUACCCCCAAAUUUUUUAAUUUCAAAUUGGCAAGAAGAAAACAAAUCUGCAUUGAUAUUAGUGGUAAAAAAAAAAAAAAAUGGGAAAUGCCAUUUCCCUUUGAAAAGAAAGAGAGAAACUGGUCUGUGGCUCCUGGACUGGUGUGACAUCAGUAUGUUUCCUGAUCAUUAGUGUAGGAAUCUUUUAUUACCUGAGGAAAGAGGAAGUGUAUCUUAUUCCACUAUCAAAGUGUGUGUACAGAGAAGCACCGCAGUAUAUAUAUCAUUGUUAAGGAAACAAAAAUAUAAAGAACUUCAAUGUUGUAUUUUAUGCAUGUUAAUAAAGGUAGGCUAUUAUAUCUGAUAUGUUUCUGCAAAUUAAGUGGAUUUGUAAAGCUGAACAGUUGGAAGAAGAAAAAAAAAAUUUGGUUCCCCUCAAAGGCUUUCUAUUUCUAUUUCUUUUUUCCGUUAUUUAGAAGCCAGUAGAUGAGCAGUUAGUUUUUAUGCCCUCUUGAACACUGUCUUCUUGUAGCCCUAAAAUAUUGAUGCAAAGCCGACGGUUGAUAAUCAACUUGCGGCUCUGUUUUUUUUAGUUUUCCCUUCAAUAAAGUUACUUAAACCAUAAAAAAAAA
Messenger RNA from Scophthalmus maximus (turbot), 2080 nucleotides. Its product is annotated as ubiquitin-conjugating enzyme E2 D2. Gene Ontology annotation, cellular component: nucleus. Bases 503 to 949 code for a protein of 148 amino acids. The transcript has 8 exons. Gene Ontology annotation, biological process: ubiquitin-dependent protein catabolic process; protein polyubiquitination. Gene Ontology annotation, molecular function: ubiquitin conjugating enzyme activity. The record is from RefSeq and is a predicted model, not a curated record. NCBI's taxonomy places the organism in Eukaryota, Metazoa, Chordata, Actinopteri, Pleuronectiformes, Scophthalmidae.